This is a messenger RNA of Momordica charantia (bitter melon), 579 nucleotides long. RefSeq lists its product as uncharacterized. NCBI's taxonomy places the organism in Eukaryota, Viridiplantae, Streptophyta, Magnoliopsida, Cucurbitales, Cucurbitaceae. The record is from RefSeq and is a predicted model, not a curated record.
AUCGAAAGUGUCUGAAAUUGCAUUCGAGAAGAUGGCUUUAACAAACUUCAUCUUGACAGUGGCGGGAGUUAGUGCCGUGAUUCUUCUUCUGAGGAGCGAUGUGAAACAGUCGGCUUCAAUCUUCAGGCGCAACGUCAAGCACAUCCGCCAGUGGAUUGAAGAAGAAUCUGCCUCUGCCUCUAAGACUGUGGAGAAAGCAACCAAGGAGCUGGAAGCCAAGGCAUCUCAGAAAGAUAUUCCCAAAGAUGACAAGCACUAAUGUUAAUAUUUUGGUUAUUUAGUAAUUUAUACCUGCUAUUGAGUCAAUCUCCACCACCCCCAAAAUUUUGUUGUCUGGUUGAGUACAAUUUAUUACUAUUAUUUUCAGUCACUUUGGACAGAUGAAAAAUAACGUGGUAGAUAGAAAGCAUAGUGUGUUAAUGGAUAUACUGUUUCUUAUGAUUGAAUUAACAGCUAGCCUGGGCCUGAGCCUGAGCCUGAUUGAAGAAGCUAUAAACUGAUAACUGAUCUAUUAGGUGGGUUAUAAUAAUUAUGUUUAGGGAAUGGCAACAAGGAUUAUUGGUGUCUGACUUUAAAACA